ACCGUCAUCGACCAGUCGCCCUUGCCCCUCUAUUGCUCCGACGAGUGCAGGAUGAAGGACAUUAACAACCUCUCAGGUGCGCUUGCCUACAACUACAACCCCGACCGCUAUUCCCCGCCGGUCCCCCCUGUCCCCCACAACUCCUUGACGGGCCUGAACGAGGAGAGCGACUCGAGCGAUAGCACGACGUCUUCCUCUGUCCUCUCCCGCUCUCCGCCUUCCUCCGACUCGGACGUCUCCCCAGCAUCCACACGCCCCAAAUCACAACACACCGAGUCGUCUUGUCUCCCGAAACACCUCGCGACCCUCGCGAGGAUCUACGACUUUCCCCCUAUUCCGCCCGCUCCUCCCCUUCUGACACCUGCCUCUCCCACGUCGACGCUCUCUUCCUCCCCUUCCAGCCACGACUCGUACCAAUCUGGCAUCAUGAUGGCCGCUCGCCGAAUUUCGGAGACUCUGCGCCCCGCUAAGCGCUCCGACAAGGAUUCGAGAGCAGACGUUAUGCAACGCGAGCGGGAGAGGAAGCCGAUCCCUGGCUGGACAGAUGGCAGCGACGCGUGGCGCGCUGACGUCUAUUCCUUUGCAAAGCCCAUGGACCCGUCUACGGUUGGCAAGCGCGCCGAGGAGGGCAUUGAGCGUGCUUACGGUGGCUUCGCUGCCAGCCCACAUCGCAGCCGCGGCGUCUGCUCUACCCUGAGCGACGCGGGCGUGCCUGAUCUCCGGGCAUCGACUCAGAGUCUCGAUGGCGGCGCUCGCAAGGCGGUCGACGAGCUCUACGAGAAAUACCCGCUCAGUCACUCGAAGAGGAGCGAGAGUCGCGUUUCUCUCCAGUACAACCCGUCGUUCACGAGUCUCUGCUCGACGUCGCCGAGUGCCGUUGAGGACUCGCUCCUCGGUAGCCGGAGCUUGCCCUCGGCGGGUGUGCGGAGGAGGGAAGUCAAGUUGGUGAAGCCGGGCGCGGAGGGGAAACUCCUCGUGCCCGACGUAAAGAUGGUCUCGCGGUCACCGCCUUCAUCUUACGCGUCGUCGGCCACGACCGCGUCCUGGUAUCCUUCGAGCUCGAGGAGGAGCUUCGGCUCAAUUCCGAGCAUCCGCAGUCCUCUAAGCAGGGUUGGCAGCGAGCUGAUGAUGGGUGAGGUGCAGGAGGAAUGCGAGUCGCUGGAGGACAGCGCUAGCGAGUACGGCUGGAGAAGUGAGAGCAGCCGAUGUAAAGGCAAGGAAGAGCGCGAGCGUGAACGCAAGGAGAAGCUUCUCGUUGGUGGUAGUUCAGAAACAACCCCGACCUUCUCCUGCGGCAGCGAGAGCGGUAGCUUGCCCGCACCGAAGCGGCCGACUGUCGAGACCCGGACGUGGUCAUACGACAAUCUGCUGACUUACCCUGCCAUGCCUCUUCCCGUCAAGAAGGUGAAGAGGAAGGAGAGGAAGAUCGUCGAUGGGGAGGAGAAGGAGGUCGAAGUCGAGGUCGACGUCUGCGAGCCCAAGCGUCUCUUCUUGUUCCCGGGCAAGGAGGUCUUCCGUGGUUAGGUUCUCUCGCGUUCUCCCUCGUCGUCCUCGGGUUCGGCUUUCUGGUCUUGGCUCAGCAUUGGCUUCAUCCGGCAUCUCCUCAUCGCGAUACCAUCAUUCAUGAUACCCUCUCCUGGUUUUCAAGCUCGUCCGCCCUCAUCCAUCCAUCGCCUAUCUAUCAUCACGAUUUGACGCAUACACCUCAUCCACUCACGCAUCAUCAUCGCCAUCCAUACCUCACGCGCAUCGAUACCUUACUUAUUGUCCCUGUCACGAACGCAUGGCCUCUUACGCGAACUCACGUUUAAUGGAUGAUGGAUGGUCGGGCGGCGGCUCUCGCUAGGACCGGUCUUUCUAUGUCUCCCUCCCUCUGUCGUCGGACCCGUCGGCAACGACCCUCAAAAUGUUUAUAAUCUAUUUCUCCUCAGGCUCAUCAUCUCGGUCGCAAAGCAAGCAUGUAUAAUUUGUACUUUUAUCGGUCAACACUGUACUACUACGUCAACAUCUUUUCGAUUCCUGGGGGGCUCUACGAUACGGACCUGUUUAUUAGUUGGAUUUCUCUGUUGUUUGGCGUUGCCGUCUUUUUGGAGCGCAUCAUCUCAAGGACUUGGUUUUUGGUGGUCUUGGACUUGGAAUUUACCCCUGUACGUGCAUGGGUCCAUACCAUUGAUAUCCAACCGCGUCCUCUUUUUUACUUUGUCGUCGUUGUAAGCUUUCGCUGUCUGUACGUUUUGCACAUCCAAUCCUAGUCGUUGUCGUUCCUGCCGCAUAUCACACACAUCACAUCCUAGCGUACAUAUGGUUAUCGAUAGGGACGAGGUUAAUCGCAUUGUUUUGUCCGUCUGCAUACAUCUGUGACUAGUGAAACUACAUAUGAUACAUCAUGGCG
This is a messenger RNA of Gloeophyllum trabeum ATCC 11539, 2392 nucleotides long. RefSeq lists its product as uncharacterized. The transcript is spliced from 2 exons. Lineage: Eukaryota; Fungi; Basidiomycota; Agaricomycetes; Gloeophyllales; Gloeophyllaceae. The coding region runs from base 52 to 1524 and encodes 490 amino acids. The record is from RefSeq and is a predicted model, not a curated record.